This is a messenger RNA of Lactuca virosa, 1044 nucleotides long. NCBI's taxonomy places the organism in Eukaryota, Viridiplantae, Streptophyta, Magnoliopsida, Asterales, Asteraceae. The record is from the annotation of a GenBank genome assembly.
AUGUCAUCCUUAAAGCAUGCUGUUCAUAGACGGGCCCACAAGGAACGAUCUCAACCAAAAGAAAGGAAAAGGUUUGGACUUCUUGAGAAACACAAGGACUAUGUUGUUCGUGCAAAGGCCUUUCAUAAAAAAGAGGAUUACUUACAAAAACUCAAGGAAAAGGCAGCAUUCAAGAAUCCAGAUGAAUUCUACUUCAAGAUGAUCAACUCCAAGACUGUUGAUGGAGUACAUAAACAGGCAGGUGACCCAAACAAAUACACUCAAGAAGAACUCCUGUUGAUGAAGUCACAAGAUAUAGGUUAUAUCUUGCAGAAAGUUCAAUCUGAGAAAAAGAAAAUCGAAAAGCUAACUGCAACACUACACUCACUUGAUUCUCAGCCUUCAAACAGACAUGUAUAUUAUGCUGAAGAUAGGGAAGAUGCUAAGAGAAUACUAUCAGAAACAAAGAGUGCUGGUGGAUUUCAAGCUUUUGAAGAUUUGCCUGGUAAAAUUAAAAGGAGGACAGCUGCUUCCUACAGAGAGUUGGAAGCAAGAAGAGGAAGAGUUCAAGAACUGGAGAAAGUUUAUAAUGAAAUGGCAAUGAAACAAGAAUUACAGAAAAAGGGUAAAAAAAGAAGGCUGCGUGAAGAUGAGAUUGUUUGCCCUAGUUCUAGACCAGUAUACAAGUGGAAAACAGAACGCAAACGUUAAAAAAAAGGAUAGAAGUUUUUCGGGGAAUUAAGUUCCUAUGUGUUUUGCUUUUUUUUUUUUUUGUUGUCAAAGUAAGGAUUUUUUUUUUUUUUUUUUUUUUUUGGUAUCUUUUAAAUGAUUUCUUGAAUGUGGAAACCAUUUAAAUUAUAUAUUUUGAAGCAUAUAUGGGUGCUAUAGCCUAUAAGUAUGUUUUUUUUUUAAACUUUAUUUUGUAUCCAUAAGAGCAACAGAUUAUUAAUUUUUUUUUUACCUUUUGCAACAUGAAACCUACAAAUUGUUGACGAGAAAUUGUAUAAUGAUGUUAUGUGUAUGUUUUAACAAAACGUGUUCUUAAUUACAAUAACUAGAUAUUGG